UUGUCUCUCCAAAAACGGUCUUUGGCGAUCUAGUAGAGUACACAAUUUUUUUUGGUCAACUUUUGUACACACUCUCUUUUCUCUCCCACCACCACCACCACCACCUCACCCUCUCCCCUUGCUAACCACCAUCCACCAGCACCACCAACACCACAAUAACGGGCUCAGCCUUACCCUCACAGUCGGGAUAACAACGGCCCGCAUUCGGGCCCGAAACCCAGCUCAUAAUCAACGUAUUUUGAAGUAAUGAAGUUUUCCCAUUUCUAGAUCCUCAAGAGUCAAUGGAGAAGAUGAGUAGCAAGGAGAAAGGUGUGGCUAGCAACAGAAAAUCUUAUGAGCACUUAUGGCAACAGGAUCGAAAUUCCCCAAUCAAACGUAAACGAAGCAACCCACAAACAACCGAGGUUGUCGUUCCGGAACUUUUGGAUGAUGGAUAUUCUUGGAGGAAAUACGGGCAAAAAGAGAUAUUGGGAUCGAAAUAUCCACGGAGCUAUUUUAGAUGUACAUAUAAGGAAGAAGGUUGUGCGGCUGUGAAGAAGGUGCAGAGAAUUGAUGAUGGCGAUGCUUACCAAAUUUCCUAUAAGGGCCUCCAUACUUGCUCUAAUGGAAAAAAGAUUAUGCCUUUUGCAGCAGGAAGCACCAGUGGAGCCUCAGACUCACAACCUUUCAAGAUAUCCUUUGGCAUGGAUGAAUACAGGCCACUGGAAGUUCCAACUGCAUUGACAAUGACAGAGUCCUUUACUAUUACAGGAAUUCCGUUUUUUGGUUCAAAAGGCACCAAUACUCCUGAUAGCGAGAGAGAAGCAUUGAAAAGUUCUCAAAUUCACAAUGCUGAUGUAACUAAUCAAACUAGACAAGAAGAAUCCAUCAUACCAUUAACUACUAUCUCUAAUAAAUCAAGUAAGCCGGUAUCAACUGACUCAACGUUUAGUGAAAAUGACAAGAGAAAGAAAGAGGGAGAAAUCAAAACCAGUUCGACUCAUUGUCGCUUGAGAAAUUUAGGAGGGGACCCGGACUUCAAUUCUUUGCCAACAGUGAAGUACAGUGCAUCAACUGAUUGCAAUCUGCAAAAAUUACUAUCAGCUUUCAGGGAUGUAGAAGUCAAGAAGAUCGGCAUAUGUGGAACUGGUGGUAUAGGGAAAACAACAUUGAUGAAAUCAUUUCUCUCACGCAAUUUUAUAAAGAGGUUGUUUGACUUGGUUCUUUGGGUGACUAUACCAAGAUGUUCUUCUCGAAGAACAAUACAGAAUUCAUUAGUUCAGCAGUUAUCUUUAAAUGUGCCAAAGAUCAAGUCUGAUGAUGAAGUUGCUAUGAUCCUUCUUCAGACUCUUCUAGCAAGAAAGUUCGUUUUGUUUUUAGAUAACGUAUCGGAGUAUAUCGAUAUUCCAAUGGUGGGAAUUCCUGUCGGCAAUCUAGAUAAUGACUAUAUGAUAAUAUUGACUACCAGAUCAGUCAAUAUUUGUGAAGCCAUGGAAGUGGAUAGAAUUAUCGAAGCUGAGGUUUUAACUAGGGAAGAAUCAUUACAAUUGUUCCGUUUUCAUGUGGGUCAUCUCAUGGAUUCUGAAGAUAUUGAGCCCUAUGGUCGGGCAAUUGUUAAUGAGUGUUCUGGUUUACCAUUGGUGAUUAAAGUUGCUGGAAGUGCCUUGAGAAUGGAUGAUAGUAUUUUUGCAUGGAAGCAUACAUUAAAGGAAAUAUUAUUGACAAAUAGCCUCCGGGUACUCAAAAUUGGAUAUGAUAGGCUCAAAGAUAAUGACAAUAGAAGUUCCUUUCUCUAUACCGCCUUAUUCACAGAAAGCAAAGCGGUUAAAAUUUCUUCUCUGAUAGAGUACUUGGUGGAUGAAGGAAUUGUUGCAGGGAGUACCUCUGAUGCACGUAGAAGAGGACAUGAUAUUAUUAAACAUCUCAUUGACGUCUCUUUGUUACAGUGCAGUAAUGAUGGUUUGAUGGUUGAAAUGCAUGGUUUUCUACACGAUUUGGCAUUAGUAAUCCUGUCAGAUGCAAAAGGGUUACAAAUGCUAUUGAGUCGUUAUUUUAGGUCAAUACUGUCACAGAAAAAUCUUCUGUCUCUCAUAAGCAAUCCCACAUUUGUGCAACCCGAAAGUAGCGAAAGAGAAAAGGUCUCACCUUCAGACGGCCACCGUUCUAUUCUAAAAGCAGGUGAGGAUCUCAGUGAACCACCUUUGGAGGAAGCAUGGGAAGAAGCAAAGAUGGUCUUUUUGAUGGACAAUACAUUGUCGAAUCUACCAAAAAGGCCUGCCUGCUCAAAAUUAUUAACAUUGUUCCUCCAACGAAAUAGCAGCUUGAGAGUCAUUCCUCCAUCUUUCUUCGAGAAUAUGUCUUCUCUGCAAAUUCUGAACCUGUCCAAAACCAGAAUAAAAUCUUUACCACAGUCCCUGUCAAAACUUGAAUGCUUACAGGUAUUGAUACUCCGGAACUGUGAACGUUUGCUUUUUCUUCCCCCUGCAAUUGUGGCUCUUAAAAAUCUCUUAGUUCUUGAUGUACACGGUACAGAAAUAUGCCAGCUUCCUGAUCAAAUAUGUGAGUUGGUUUGUUUAGUUCACCUGGAAGUAUGCUUUUAUGGAUCCAUGGAUGAGGAUGAAUGUGCCAUGCUGCCAUCACAGUUGAUCUCAAAGGGUAUAUUUUCCAAACUUAUUAAGUUAAAGGAGCUCAGCAUUAAUGUAUAUCCGGGAGAUCCAAGAUGGAGUAAGAUUGCAUCAGAUGUAACAACUGAAGUGAGCAACUUAAAAUUAUGUUCCCUGUCUUUCCACUUUCCUGAAGCCAAACAUCUCGAGUAUUUCAUCAAUGCAAGUCCAGCUUGGCUGCACCGAACUUUGACUCGCUUCGAUUUUGUUGUGGGCCAUGAUGUCAAGCGUGUUGUCUCUCGUGUUUCUGAUGACCUUGAACACGAGUAUCAUCAACAAGACCGGUGCUUGAGGUUUGUUGAUGGUGAUGAUAUGCCUGAUGCAGUUCGUAAAGUGCUUUCUCAAGCUACAGCAUUCUACGUCGAUCAUCACCUAACUGCUCAGUCCUUGACACAGUUCGGACGGGCUACUAUCAAUGAUCUAAAGUUCUGUGUAGUGAGAGAUUGCCCGAAACUAAAAGCAAUAGUAAACACCACAAAACUGACAGGAAAUUGCUUCCCGUUUCUGGAGCUCUUAAGCAUCCACAAUUCUUGGAACUUGAGUUGGAUUUGGAUGGGUCCUGUUCGAGCUGGAAGUCUAUCGAUGCUGAAACGAAUAUCAAUACAUUCUUGCCCAAAACUAGAAUUCAUUCUGUGUCGUUCCAUGGUUGCUGUUCUUUCCAACUUAGAGGAGUUGAUUGUUGAGGAUUGUCAAUCUUUGAAAAAUGUCAUUAGAAACAAGGAUCAGAGUUCUGCUGAUGAUGACAGUGACUUUUCUGAAUCUAAUGUUGCCGAUUUCAACUCCAUUAGUGGAGAUGUUGUUGCAAAAGACCAAAUGGAGGUUGACCCUCCUGAUUCUGCAGAACUUAGGAUAAAGGUACUGAAACUUCAUUAUCUUCCCAAAUUGGUCAACAUUUGGGAUGGUGGUGAUUUUCCCUGUUUAGAGUAUUUCAGCGUCUAUAAUUGUCCUAGAUUGAAGAAUCUGGGUCUAAAAUAUCAAGACGAGGUCACCAUAAAGGAGAUCAAAGCUGAAACUUGCUGGUGGAAUGGUUUGGAAUGGGGAGAUCCUGCAUUGCUACCAAAACUACAGGUUCGUUUUAAGGAAAUCCAGCCUGAUGAUAUAUGGGACACCACGUAGCCACGGCCUGGUAUAGUGGUAUAGUUUCUAGUUCCAAGUGUUCACAUUUUUUUCAGAUUAAUUAGGUAACAGAUCGAUAAAUCACACUUACAGGCGUCACAGCCUUACAGCAUUAGGAGUAUCAAAUAUUUAUGUACUUAAAUUUUUAUGGAUGUCGUAGACUGAUUAUUAAUGAUAUUGUUCUUCCCCAUAAAUAAAAAAAUAAAAAAAUGUAAUCGAGUCUUUUUUUACUUUACAAAAAUAAUAA
Messenger RNA from Spinacia oleracea (spinach), 4005 nucleotides. Its product is annotated as probable disease resistance protein At4g27220. The coding region runs from base 282 to 3758 and encodes 1158 amino acids. NCBI's taxonomy places the organism in Eukaryota, Viridiplantae, Streptophyta, Magnoliopsida, Caryophyllales, Amaranthaceae. The transcript has 5 exons. The record is from RefSeq and is a predicted model, not a curated record. Gene Ontology annotation, molecular function: ADP binding; DNA-binding transcription factor activity; sequence-specific DNA binding. Gene Ontology annotation, biological process: regulation of DNA-templated transcription.